AUUGCGCCAUAAGCUAUUUUAAUCCCCCAGAGCGGCUAUAAAUAGGAAGGAUCCUCCAAUCCCUUCACCACUAUCCAUCACUCACUGCAACAAAGUAAAAAGAGAUAAGAAGUAAAAGAGAUAUGGCUCUCGUCAAAGCAGCUGCAUGCUUCCUAUUCUGCUUGGUCAUCCUCCAUCCCUACGUUUCAACAGUGGUUGCUCGUACAAUAUCUCCGGCGACUAUGGCUCCAGCCCCUUCUCCAAUCAUCAUCAUAGCAGACACCAGCCCUGCUUCGGAAGCAGAAUUAGCCCCACUGGCACCCGAAGAAUUCCUUACCAUUAUUUCUGCGGUUGCGCCUGCAACACCUCCGGCCACUUUUGCGCCGGCUGAACCACCGAUAAUCAUCACAGCAGCAGAGGACGCCCCUGAAGCUCCGGUACCAGAUGCCGCAUUGCCACCCGCAAUUGAUUCUUAUGCAUGAUUAUGAAUCAAUUAAUUAAUUAAUUAAUAUCCCAUUUCUACUUAAUUACUGGGCGCUUGUGUGUGUUCAAUAAUACCAUGCCUACUUCACGUGUUCACUGUUAAGUACGUUGUAAGUCUCGAUCGAUCGGCUUCGAUGGAUCUUGGUGUUCUAAUAAAAAAAGCUUAUAUAUGUAUGCAGCCAACUCCAGCUGAGUGUAUUAAUUGAUUGGUAGUCAGAUCCAUAUCAUGUUUCACUUUGGUUUAUGUAACGUGGCUGUAUUGUCUACUUAGAUAAAAGGUUGUUAUAGUAUAUGAUCAGUAUCGUCUGAAUAAAAGGCUGCUAUAGUUUCGCAAACUCUUGUCUUAAUUCUCCCUCUUUCCCUCUUAAUUGUAAUUUCUAUAUAU
Molecule: messenger RNA, 847 nt
Organism: Linum tenue
Lineage: Eukaryota; Viridiplantae; Streptophyta; Magnoliopsida; Malpighiales; Linaceae
Source: the annotation of a GenBank genome assembly